Molecule: messenger RNA, 1398 nt
Organism: Gordionus sp. m RMFG-2023
Lineage: Eukaryota; Metazoa; Nematomorpha; Gordioida; Chordodea; Parachordodidae
Product: zinc finger MYM-type protein 1-like
Exons: 5
Coding region: 1-1398 (465 amino acids)
Source: RefSeq, a predicted model, not a curated record
AUGCUAUAUAUUUCCGUUAUCUUUGGAUUUAACAUUUCAACAUGGUGGCUUAACAAAUAUAAGUGGCUCGCUUAUUCAGCUAAUGAAAAGGGAGCUUUUUGUAAAGUGUGCGUCAUUUUUUCACCAAGAUAUGCUGGACCCGGGUUACAAAAACUCAAAACAUUGGUAAGUCAAGUAUAUACAAGAUGGAAAGAUGCUCUUGGAAAUUUUAAUUAUCAUCAACAAAAUAAAUAUCAUCUCAAUUCUUGUGAGAUAUCUGACGCUUUAAAAGCCAUCUCUAUGAAUCAAAAGAUAUCAAUAUCUAAUGUAUUGAAUAAAAAAAAAUUUGAUAUUGUUACAACCAACAGAGCCAGAAUAAUUAUAAUAAUUGAUGCAAUCAUUUGGCUAGGGAGGCAGGGCUUAGCAUUAAUAUCUCAUAGAGUAUCAGCUGGCCCCUUAACACUUUCAUCUUCUCAUAAUGAAGGGAAAUUUAAGGAAUUGCUGAAACUUUUAUGCAACAAUAAUGAUAAUUAUAUAAAGCUUUUUGAAAGCUCGGCUAAAAAUGCCACCUACCUUAGUCCAUGCAUUCAAAAAAUUAUAUCCAUAUGCAAUAAGUUUAUAUUGAAAGAAAUUUCUACAAAAGUGUCACCAUUUUCUAGUGUUCUGGCGGAUGAGACAUCGGAUGUUGGUAACAUAGAGCAAUUAUCCAUAGCAAUAAAGACGAUAGCCAAAGAAAUUUUAGCAUCCCUUCAAGAUCUAGAUUUAAAUUUAAAUCUAACGAGAGGCCAGGAAUAUGAUGGAGCUCCCUCAAUGAGUGGACAUGUUAAGGGAGUGCAGUCAAGAAUUAUAGAGCUUUAUAGCACCGCUUUAUAUGUUCACUGCAGCUCACAUUGCCUAAAUUUGAUGAUAUCCGAGGCAUGUGAAAUUCGAGACAUCCGGAACAGUUUACAAACAAUAUCGUCGGUUUGUGACUUUUUCACAACACCCAAAAAGAGACAGUUAUUUAUCCGAACAUUUGAUGAUAUUGAUUCAAAUAAUCCAAAAAAAAAACUAAAACGAUUUUGCCCAAUUAGCAAAAUACUUCAAAAAAUUAAUUUGGAUUUAAGAGAGGUUAUGAAUAGGGCAAAGGAUAUUGUUGAAAUAUUAACAAAUAUCAGAGAAAAUGUGGAUGAAAAAUUUCAUGAUAUUUACAAGAAACGUGGUCAUUAUCUUAAUGAUAUUGACGAGCGUUUACGUGAUCAGUUUAUGGUUGGCAUGGAAAUACCGGGAUUGGAAAGAGAUCUUAGAGCUCUAUAUCCCGACGGUCUUGAUAGAGAUAAUAAUGUACUGACUUUUCAAUUUAUUCUUGAUCUGGCAUUAGCUUCUGAGCGAGCAGAUAAAGAAAUACAAAUAAAAAUAUGCCUGUUGUUAAUAAGAUAA